Molecule: messenger RNA, 3459 nt
Organism: Rangifer tarandus platyrhynchus (Svalbard reindeer)
Lineage: Eukaryota; Metazoa; Chordata; Mammalia; Artiodactyla; Cervidae
Source: the annotation of a GenBank genome assembly
AUGGUAGGGUGUGAAGCAAGGGGCCCCUCGUCCCUGACCAUCCUGGGAGAGGAUGGACAUGGUUCAUGUUCUUGUGCUGUCUGUAUGGAGAAGAGCGGCUGUAGUCCAUUUCCAGUGUGUUGGGCUAAAGAAUAUGACAGAUACCUAGCAUCUAGCAAAAGAAUGGCAGCUGCUUACCUUGACCCAAACUUGAAUCACACACCGAGUUCAAGUACCAAGACUCACCUGGGUACUGGUGUGGAGCGUUCUCCUGGGGCCAUGGAGCGAGUAUUAAAGGUCUUUCAUUAUUUUGAAAGCAACAGUGAGCCAACCACUUGGGCCAGUAUUAUCAGGCAUGGAGAUGCAACCGACGUCAGGGGCAUCAUUCAGAAGAUAGUGGACAGUCACAAAGUAAAGCACGUGGCCUGCUAUGGAUUUCGCCUGAGUCACCUGCGGUCAGAGGAGGUUCACUGGCUCCAUUUGGAUAUGGGUGUCUCCAAUGUGAGGGAGAAGUAUGAACUUGCCCACCCACCAGAGGAGUGGAAAUAUGAAUUGAGAAUUCGUUAUUUGCCAAAAGGAUUUCUAAACCAGUUUACUGAAGACAAGCCAACUUUGAAUUUCUUCUAUCAACAGGUGAAGAGCGAUUAUAUGUUAGAGAUCGCUGACCAAGUGGACCAGGACAUUGCACUUAAGUUGGGUUGUCUAGAAAUACGGCGAUCGUACUGGGAGAUGCGCGGCAACGCCCUGGAGAAGAAGUCUAACUACGAAGUGCUGGAGAAAGAUGUUGGUUUGAAGCGGUUUUUCCCUAGGAGUUUACUGGAUUCAGUCAAGGCCAAAACACUAAGAAAAUUGAUCCAACAAACAUUUAGACAGUUUGCCAACCUUAACAGAGAAGAAAGUAUUUUGAAGUUCUUUGAGAUCCUCUCCCCAGUGUACAGAUUUGAUAAAGAAUGCUUCAAGUGUGCCCUUGGUUCAAGCUGGAUUAUUUCAGUAGAGCUGGCGAUUGGCCCCGAGGAAGGAAUCAGUUACCUCACAGACAAAGGCUGCAAUCCCACGCACCUGGCCGACUUCAACCAAGUGCAGACCAUCCAGUACUCGAACAGUGAGGACAAGGACAGGAAAGGCACGCUGCAGCUGAAGAUCGCAGGGGCACCCGAGCCCCUGACGGUCACGGCCCCGUCCCUGACCAUCGCCGAGAACAUGGCCGACCUGAUCGACGGGUACUGCCGCCUGGUGCACGGGGCCACACAGUCCUUCAUCAUCCGGCCCCAGAAAGAAGGUGAGCGGGCUUUGCCAUCGAUACCAAAGCUGGCCAACAGUGAGAAGCAGGGCGUGCGCACCCAUGCGGUCUCCAUGUCAGGAGUCAGUCACUGCCAACCUAAGGUUAAGAAGGCUAGGCGCUUCCUCCCCUUGGUCUUCUGUGCCCACGAACCUCCUUCUGCGGAUGAAAUUAGUGGGGACGAAACGGAUGAUUAUGCUGAGAUCAUCGACGAAGAGGACACUUACACCAUGCCCUCCAAAAGCUAUGGAAUAGAUGAAGCCAGGGACUAUGAGAUUCAGAGAGAAAGAAUAGAACUCGGCCGGUGCAUCGGAGAGGGCCAGUUUGGAGACGUGCACCAGGGCACCUACACGAGCCCGGAGAAUCCAGCUUUGGCAGUUGCAAUUAAAACCUGUAAAAACUGUACUUCGGACAGCGUGAGAGAGAAAUUCCUUCAAGAAGCCUUAACGAUGCGUCAGUUUGACCACCCUCACAUUGUGAAGCUGAUCGGAGUCAUCACAGAGAACCCAGUCUGGAUCAUCAUGGAGCUGUGCACACUUGGAGAGCUGCGGUCGUUUCUGCAAGUAAGGAAAUACAGUUUGGAUCUAGCGUCUUUGAUCCUAUAUGCCUAUCAGCUUAGUACAGCCCUUGCAUAUCUGGAGAGUAAAAGAUUUGUACACAGGGACAUUGCUGCUCGUAACGUUCUGGUAUCCUCAAAUGAUUGCGUAAAAUUAGGAGACUUUGGAUUAUCCCGAUAUAUGGAAGAUAGUACUUACUACAAAGCUUCCAAAGGAAAAUUGCCUAUUAAAUGGAUGGCUCCUGAGUCAAUCAAUUUUCGACGUUUUACCUCAGCUAGUGACGUGUGGAUGUUUGGUGUGUGUAUGUGGGAAAUCCUGAUGCAUGGCGUGAAGCCCUUUCAAGGCGUGAAGAACAAUGACGUGAUCGGGCGCAUCGAGAAUGGGGAGAGGCUGCCCAUGCCUCCCAACUGCCCUCCCACCCUCUACAGCCUCAUGACCAAGUGCUGGGCAUACGACCCCAGCCGGCGGCCCCGUUUCACUGAGCUCAAGGCUCAGCUCAGCACAAUCCUGGAGGAAGAGAAGGUCCAGCAAGAAGAGCGCAUGAGGAUGGAGUCCAGAAGGCAGGUCACCGCAUCCUGGGACUCCGGAGGGUCCGAUGAAGCGCCGCCCAAGCCCAGCAGACCUGGUUAUCCCAGUCCGAGGUCCAGUGAAGGAUUUUAUCCCAGCCCACAGCACAUGGUACAGACCAAUCACUACCAGGUCUCUGGCUACCCUGGCCCGCAUGGAGUCACAGCCAUGGCUGGCAGCAUCUACCCAGGUCAGGCAUCUCUCUUGGACCAAACAGAUUCGUGGAAUCACAGACCACAGGAGAUACCCAUGUGGCAGCCCAGCAUGGAGGACUCAGCGGCACUGGACCUGCGUGGCCUCGGGCAGGCGCUGCCCACACACCUGAUGGAGGAGCGGCUGAUGCGGCAGCAGCAGGAGAUGGAGGAGGACCAGCGCUGGCUGGAGAAGGAGGAGAGGUUUCUGAAACCUGACGUGCGGCUCUCUCGAGGUAGCAUUGACAGAGAGGAUGGAGGUCCUCAGGGCCCGACUGGCAACCAGCACAUAUAUCAGCCUGUGGGCAAACCAGAUCCUGCAGCGCCACCAAAGAAGCCGCCGCGUCCUGGAGCCCCUGGGCACCUGGGCAGCCUGGCCAGCCUCGGCAGCCCCGGGGACAGUUACAACGAGGGCGUCAAGCUUCUGUAUUGGCAGCUUCAGCCCCAGGAGAUCAGCCCCCCUCCCACCGCCAACCUGGACCGGUCCAAUGACAGGGUGUACGAGAACGUGACGGGCCUGGUGAGAGCGGUCAUCGAGAUGUCCAGCAAGAUCCAGCCCGCCCCGCCAGAGGAGUAUGUCCCCAUGGUGAAGGAAGUCGGCCUGGCCCUGAGGACGCUGUUGGCCACGGUGGAUGAGACCAUCCCUGUCCUGCCUGCCAGCACCCACCGAGAGAUCGAGAUGGCCCAGAAGCUGCUGAACUCUGACCUGGGGGAGCUCAUCAACAAGAUGAAACUGGCCCAGCAGUACGUCAUGACCAGCCUGCAGCAGGAGUACAAGAAGCAGAUGCUGACGGCCGCACACGCGCUGGCCGUGGAUGCCAAGAACCUGCUCGACGUCAUUGACCAGGCCAGACUGAAGGGCCUGGGGCAGCCGAGGCCGCACUGA